UUCUCCAAGUCACUGAGCGAAUAUAAAAGGAGACACUAUACACGCAUUUGUCAUACUUAUCCAGCAAUACAGUGUGAAGCAAAUUCACUCCAUUAGAGCAGUUACCUCUCUCUCUUCAGAAAGCUAGUAGUAAGCAAUCAUUUGACAGUAGAGAUGGCAACUUCACUUGUUCUCAGAAGGGCGACCACCGCCUCAGCACUCUUCAACAGGCUCGUCACCCCUGUUCGCUCUGCCUCUGUUGCUCCCUCUGUUUUCCGAUCCUUCAACACCAACGCUCAGAUGACAACUUUUGACGAUGACGAUGAUCGCAGCGUUGAUGUUGACCGCCGCUCCGAUCCCUCCGUCUCUCGCCGCCGCGACUCUUUUCCUAGCUUCUUCCCAGAUGUGUUUGAUCCAUUUUCACCACCAAGGAGCGUGAGCCAACUACUAAACAUGAUGGACCAAAUGAUGGAUACUCCAUUCACGGCACCGCGUGGCAUGGGCACCGGAGUCGGAUCAAGGAGAGGAUGGGACGUGAGAGAAGAUGAUGAUGCCUUGCAUAUUAAAAUGGACAUGCCUGGGCUUGACAAGGAAAACGUGAAGGUAUCAGUGGAGCAGAACACGUUGAUUAUCAAAGGAGAAGGGGAGAAAGAAUCAGAGGAUGAAGAGUAUAGGAGAAGGUACUCUACCAGACUUGAAAUUCCUCAAAAUCUCUACAAAUUGGAUGAGAUUAAGGCGGAGAUGAAGAAUGGUGUUCUAAAGGUGGCGGUUCCUAAGGUGAAGGAAGAUGAGAGGAAGGAUGUUUUCCAUGUUCAAGUUGAUUAAGUUUUUUAAUGCUUAGUUUGUGUUUGAGUCUGAUGUUAUAAACAUUUUCCUUCUUUUUCCCCUAGCUAUUUUGGAUGUAGUAGGUUUCUGUGGAAAAGUAAAAGACGACCUGCUAAAAAAGUUAUGGUUGUAAGUGCCGCUUUAGAUUAAUUGGAAGUUGAGUAUAAUAAUCUGCUUCUCCUUUCAGCUGCA
Messenger RNA from Nicotiana tabacum (common tobacco), 996 nucleotides. RefSeq names its product small heat shock protein, chloroplastic. The record is from RefSeq and is a predicted model, not a curated record. NCBI's taxonomy places the organism in Eukaryota, Viridiplantae, Streptophyta, Magnoliopsida, Solanales, Solanaceae.